Haliotis rufescens (red abalone) is the source of this 1943-nucleotide messenger RNA. RefSeq lists its product as uncharacterized. The record is from RefSeq and is a predicted model, not a curated record. Lineage: Eukaryota; Metazoa; Mollusca; Gastropoda; Lepetellida; Haliotidae. Gene Ontology annotation, molecular function: dopamine beta-monooxygenase activity; copper ion binding. The transcript has 10 exons. Bases 71 to 1798 code for a protein of 575 amino acids.
UCUCACGUGAAAAUGAAGUCGGCAAUGCGUCACAAUCUAAAGUGGAUUUUGUAUGGUAUAAAAGCGGUUUAUGCUGGUCGAGUAUCAAUCUGGAGUUGCCUCUACCAACAUGGAUCGUUUCCAGCGACUGAUUGCUUUGUGUUUCAUCAUCGGUGCUUCGCACGGAUUCCGACAUUACCAAGACACCAUUCCAAACGGGGACUCGGUACCACAUCCCUGCAAGAACAACUUCUUAUGGCGGGGGGUGGGCCACAAGAAUCCCCAGGGUGGGGGAAACAGGAAUCCAUUUGGUCUCGAUUUCCAGCAGGUGAAACAGUGGACUGAGGAACUAUGCCAGAAGGACUCCGACGGAGAUGGACUGACCAAUGGUCAAGAGUUAGGAGAUCCUGAAUGUGUGUGGCAUCCCGGUCAGUUCCCUCAGAUGACCAACAACAUAACGCAUCCAGGUAUCUGUGACCCCUGGGGGAGUCCUAAAUGCACGGCCAAGAACGACUGGGUGUCUUGUACAGCUGGCGAGUUUGUAUGCAACGCCACAAAAGCUCCUGAGGUGAAGAGCUUCACUCUGAGAUAUCCACCAACACGGGUGCCUCCGACUGAGACCAACUACUAUUGCAUGCCCUUCGACGUCAGCAAGUACAUCGACAUGUCACAGGACUACCACCUGAUUGCAACUAAGCCAGAAAUCAACAACACCAACGUCAUGCACCACAUUGUCUUGUUUGGAUGCAACGACGAUGCUGACCUAACAGACCAUCCCACACCUUGUUACAUGUCCCAGAAAGGAUGUUCAGAGUUUCUUGGGCUCUGGACCCUGGGGCUUGAUGGAAUAUGUGAAUAUGAAGAGGCUGGAUAUCGCAUAGGUCGUAGUGGCAGCAGGAAGAUGGUGAUGCAGUUUCAUUGGACAAACCCUGAGUUGAGAAGUGACUAUGUUGACAGUUCUGGUAUGACCAUAUAUUACACGCCAAAACUGAGAAAGUACGAUGCCGGAUUCUUAGUUACCGGCCAACAGUAUCUGGAGAUUCCACCAGGUGCUAAGCGGUCCACGUUUGAGUCGACAUGCACAGAAGAGUGCACCAACAAAUUAAUGAAGGGAAAUAUCUACAUAACAUCUGGUCUCAGCCAUAUGCAUUAUCUAGGAUACGACGAGCAGGUCGAGUUGUUCCGCAAUGGUCAAACGAUGACUAAAGUUAUCGACGACCCCAAGUAUUCCUAUGACACCCCCCAGUUGAAAAUGUAUUCCACCCCGAUUGAGAUGAGACAGGGUGACAGUUUGAAGACGACGUGCGUCUACAGGUCUGUGUCCAAUACUCGAACAACCUUGUUUGGGGAAGGCUCAUACGAAGAGAUGUGCUAUGGACUCUUCUCCUUCUUCCCCAAGGAAAACAUGACCGGAAGUUGCGUCACAUGGAAGAAUGUGGAUCUCUGUAAAUUCAGGGAUAAAACUAUUGACGGAUGUGACAACGAAAUGUUUGGAAACCUAUCCAGUCCUGAAAUGCGAUUGAUCGUGAAUGAGGUGAUGGGAAGCUGCAACCACUACGGCCCCUGCAGACCGGAAUGUCCAGCUGUUCUUGCCCGACUCAACAAACAUCCUUGUCUGCAGGGCCAACUGGGGGAGUUCCUGCUUCAUAGCUUCGCUAACGGGCGCGAUUCCGAUAAGAUUAAGUUUGCACAUGCGCUGAGGUCAUGUGACAUGGGAGCUGACCCAGCUGAUGCGACGUAUCCGAUAUCAGCUGCACGUGCAGCAUCUUCCGUUGUCCCUGGCAUGGUUGUAGCAGCCGUACUUGCUUUAGGUCUGUAAGUCUGUCAUUGCGUUGAUGCCGAUAUUCUGGGAUCAUUCUCAGCACUUUUUGACGGGUGUUUCCUAUGAUGGAGCCUCGAUGAAUGCUUCAUUUUACAGUCAUAUUUCUUUGAUAUGCUACACAUAAUAGUACACAUAUUCAUAU